GGCCGGGGGAGAGCGGCGCUCCCGGUGCGCAGAAGGCGGGGGCGGCGGCGCAGGGCAUCGCCCCGCCGGCGAGGAGCGGCGGGCUGGUCACUGGUACACAGCCUGGAAACAGUCGCUCCCUUGCAUCGGAAACUGCAGGCGGCUUUCCUAAACAUUCACAUGCACGCAGAACUCCCAAAGAAACCCCGCAUGGCGGUGAGCAGUGGAGAUCGGCUGAACCCGAUAAAACAGAUGCUUUUAUACUCUCAAAGUUGGUGCAUUUGCGUUUUUGGCCUCUGCUGAAUAUACUUUUAUUGUUCUGCAAUCAACUUUUCAGUAUUCCGCAUCUGAUGUGGUAGGAGCCAGCCUCACUUCUGCAGAGAUGUUAUCGGAGACAGUGAGUGGAACAAGCCGUGGAGAUGCUUUUAAAGAGGGAAUAAAUCACUGUCUUGCCUAGGGACAAUGCGGUUGAGGAUGAGCAGCUGUGGCCUGGGAAGCCCAUCAAAGGGAAUAAAACCACAGCAGAGCUUCCCCUGGCUUGUUUUUUUUGCUGUUGUUGUGUGGGGUUUUUGUUUUGGUUUGGGUUUUUUAUGUGGAAAAAAAUAAACUUGGAUUUCUGGCAUAUUUUUGGACCUUGAAAGAAUGAUCACCAGAGAGUUACCAGCAGUUAGUGGCGAUAGUCGGACGGAGUUUUGAACUUUGCCAUCGACCCUCAGCCCUCUGACACUGAUAAGAAGCGGCACCAACUUUCUAGCUACGGUGCUGGUGCCAGAAGAAAAGAAUGAUUGAUGGGAAACAGACACCAGCCUGUAGACACUCAUCCUUUUGCUUCGGAUACUGAUUUAUCAGUGUGUCUGGGCAUCCCCUGCGAGCCCUGAACACGGAGGAUCACUCAGGGUUAUCGACAGUGUAGCUGAAGACCUGCAACUUCACAAAUUAUUAUCUGCUAUUGGACAUCUUUUACAAGAAGCCUGACAGAUAAGUUAUAAGACAAAGGACAAGCGCUGCAUUGCUGUGAAAGGCUGUCAUCAGGGCCUGGGUGGCUUCUACCAAAGUCUUUAACGUAGUGAAAUAAACAUCCUAUCCUAAAGCUUCACGUUUGAGUUGGAACCUAUUUUAUAAAUAUACACAUGUGUAUGUACGUAUAAUCUGUAGACCGCACGUAAGCCAGCACUGACCAUCCUUGCGAAGGUGACAUAAAAGGAUUUAGAAAUGUAUUGGUCAAGAUUCCUGUCACUUCACGCCCUCUGGGUUACCGUCUCCUCCAUGAUGCAGCACUACCCUUCUGUGUGGGGACACUAUGACGUGUGUAAGACUCAGAUUUACACAGAAGAAGGAAAAGUAUGGGAUUACAUGGCCUGCCAACCAGAAGCCAGAGAUAUGAUCAAAUAUGUAAAAGUGACUCUGGAUCCUCCAGACAUAACAUGUGGAGAUCCUCCUGAGACCUUCUGUGCAAUGGGGAAUCCCUACAUGUGCAAUAAUGAAUGUGAUGCAAGUACCCAAGAACUGGCUCAUCCUCCAGAACUGAUGUUUGAUCUUGAAGGAAGACAUCCCUCCACGUUUUGGCAGUCCACAACUUGGAAGGAUUAUCCAAAGCCUCUUCAUGUUAAUAUUACGCUCUCCUGGAACAAAACCAUUGAGCUCACAGAUAACAUAGUUAUCACUUUUGAAUCUGGCCGUCCAGACCAAAUGAUCCUGGAGAAAUCACUCGACUAUGGACGAACAUGGCAGCCCUACCAAUACUAUGCCACAGACUGCUUAGAUGCUUUUCACAUGGAUCCAAAAUCAGUGAGGGAUUUAUCACAGCACACAGUCCUAGAAAUCAUUUGCACAGAGGAAUACUCUACUGGGUACAUGACAAAUAGUAAAAUAAUCCACUUUGAAAUUAAAGAUAGAUUUGCUUUUUUUGCUGGACCUCGGCUUCAUAACAUGGCUUCUCUUUAUGGCCAGCUUGACACAACCAAGAAGUUAAGAGAUUUCUUUACCAUCACAGAUCUGAGGAUAAGACUGCUUAGGCCAGCAACGGGUGAAAUAUAUGUAGAUGAGCAACACCUGGCACGCUACUUUUAUGCAAUUUCAGACAUAAGGGUAUAUGGGAGGUGUAAGUGCAACCUUCAUGCUACUGGCUGUAAAGAAGAAAACAAAAGACUACUUUGUGAAUGUGAGCAUAACACAACUGGCCCAGACUGUGGAAAAUGCAAGAAGAAUUACCAGGGCCGACCAUGGAGCCCUGGUUCUUAUCUGCCUAUACCUAAGGGCACUGCUAAUAUCUGUAUACCCAGUAUUUCCAGUAUUGGUAAUCCUCCAAAGUUUGAUAGGAUAUGGCCGAAUAUUUCUUCCCUUGAGGUUUCUAAACCAAACCAAGUUGCUCCCAAAUUAGCUAUGUCAACUGUUUCUUCUGUUCAAGUUGCAAACCACAAGAGAGACUGUGAAUGCUUCGGGCACUCCAACCGGUGCAGUUACAUCGAGCUGCUCAAUACGGUCAUUUGCGUGAGCUGUAAGCACAACACUAGAGGUCAGCACUGUGAGUUAUGCAGGCUGGGCUACUUCAGAAAUGCUUCUGCAGAGCUGGACGAUGAAAAUGUGUGCAUAGACUGUUAUUGUAACCCUUUUGGUUCAGUCCAUGAUCGCUGUAAUGACAGAGGAUUUUGUGAGUGUAAGGAGGGAACAUCAGGGCCUAAAUGUGAUAAAUGUCUGCCGGGAUAUAUCUGGCACAGCUUGGGCUGUCAACCAAACGUAUGUGACAAUGAACUACUGCAUUGCCAGAACGGAGGAACGUGCAUCAACAACGUGCGGUGCCAGUGCCCUCCGGCUUACACUGGCAUUUUGUGUGAGAAGUUGAAGUGUGAGAGGGAUCCAGGAGGCUGCGGCCAGAACUCGGGCCAGGGGGCAAUGGCACACAGGCCUCUCAUACUGCUGACUGCUCUUCUGGGAGCAGCGGGACUCUGCACGUGGUAGGCUCCGUGUGCUGGAUGGCAUCACGCUCAGACUGCUUCAAAUGAACCAUGUGAAAACAGGACAACGCCCAAGCGUUUGCCACCGAAAUCUAAAGAGGAAAAAAGAGAGAAAAAAAUAACCACAACCAGACUAAGAAGGCCUAACUGAACUAAGCCAUAUCAAGCAGUUAUGGACAGGGCUCUGAGUCAAGACUGUUCACCUCUGACUCGAGACACGUUGGCAGCUGCCUGUUCUGUCAAAUCAAUCAAUGCUGGCUGCAAAGCUUACACAGGACUGAAACGGCUUUGACAGCCCCCAGAAUAGGAAGAGAAUUUAAACAACAUUUGCUACUCCUAUAUGGUGCGCUACUGUACCUCCGCCCAGUGUGUGGACCGACCAAAUAAAGGCAUUCUUUGCUGUCAGUGCAUUGUGGGUAUAAGGAAAUCUGUAAAAGCUGCCAUAUUGGCCUGCUUCAGUCCCCAAAUCCUUCCCAACCUGUGCUUUAGUGAACGUUGCUCUGUAACCCUUGUUGGUUGAAAGAUUUCUUUGUCUGAUGUUAGUGAUGCACAUGUGUAACAGCCCCCUCAAUAAAACUCAAGCCAGUCAUAUCCUUGUAUACCUUAGAAGCACUGCAUCACUAAGAUGCUGUGUUCACCUACUGUACAAGAGUGGCUAUAGGACAAAAAGUGUAUUUAUCCUUUUGUAUUCAAAUGAAGUUAUUUUUCUUGAAAUAAUGUACAAUGUAGAUUUUUUGUAUUAUUGCCUAUUUGUGUUACCAGACAAUUUAUUAAUGUAUUUAAUUCUAAUCAGAUAAGAGAAAACUAUUACUUUUUAUUUAGUCCUUUUCUUUUUCCUUUCAUUUAAUUGUGCAGAGAUUUCUCUGUAUGGGCAACGUGCUGGCAUCAAAGAAUAUCAGUUUACAUAUAUAACAAGUGUAAUAAGAUUCCACCAAAGGACAUUAUAAAUGUUUUCUUGUUGCUUUAACACUGGAAGAUUUCAAAGAAUAAAAAUUCCUGCAUAAACAGUUC
This is a messenger RNA of Neopelma chrysocephalum (saffron-crested tyrant-manakin), 3944 nucleotides long. It is a transcript of the gene NTNG1, whose product is annotated as netrin G1. The record is from RefSeq and is a predicted model, not a curated record. The coding region runs from base 1192 to 2937 and encodes 581 amino acids. The transcript is spliced from 10 exons. NCBI's taxonomy places the organism in Eukaryota, Metazoa, Chordata, Aves, Passeriformes, Pipridae. Gene Ontology annotation, molecular function: cell-cell adhesion mediator activity.